GCUGCUGCCCACAGCUGCCCAUUGCCGCCGCGACCACCGCCGCUGCUGCUACUGCUGCUCCUGCUACUACUGCUGCUGCUCCAUCGCUGCCCACAGCUUCUUGGGCAAACCCCCUCUUCCCCGUGAGAGGAGGGGGGGUCGACUAGUGAGGGUGGUGGAGCGUUGUCCACCGCUGGAGGCUGAAUGAGGUUUGCAUCGUCUAGGCAGCAGGAGCGAAACGUCGCGUUUUGUCUGCGCCGAGGCAUGGGCGGACCUCGGGCACAGAGCGAUUGAAGGUGGUGGACGUGGUGGUGGACGUGAGCCAGGCCUAGUGUCUGUGGGGGGCACACCGCCCCCCGCAACAAAAACAGCCACAAAACCAUCGACGAAUCCAGCCUGGCCCGCGACUUCACCAACCGGAACACGAGGAGGCCGGUCCCGUGGCGUCGGACACCACCACCACCACCACCCCCCCCACGCCUCGGUUCUCGUCUCUGCCCCCCCCCCGGGGUGACGGCAGAAGGCCGAGGCUGCUGGCGCUGCCGUAGCGAGUCGGUGAGGAGGGGGGGCCAUGUCGGAGUCGCUGGCGCAAGACAACGGCUGGGGUGGGGGGCCGCCGGCGGGGGGCGCAGGGGAGGGGGGCCCGGCCGUCGUGCCCCCCGAACGCUACGAUGCCAACCGGGCCAAGACAGCCGCCAGCCUCGCCUGGCUCCUCGGCAAGGCGUACGGCGCUGACCAUGUGCCGGAGCACUUGCGUGACCCCUUCUACACGGACCAGUACGAGCAGGAGCACAUCAAGCCUCCCGUGACGCGCCUGCUGCUCACCGGGGAGCUCUACUCUCAGGUUUGCCUGCUGGUGAUGCGCGGGGGCGGUGGCGGUGGCGGCGGCGGCGACAGGGGCCCCACCGCGGGUCCCGGCGGGGGCCACGGGGCCGUUGUGCGGGCUCUGGCUGACAAGGGCCUUCACGUGGUGGGCGGCGGUUCUGGGGAGACCCCCAUCACGGAGGAUGACCUGGCGCACACGCCCAUCAACAUGGUGGCUCACCUGGCUCUGAUGGACGCGCUGAUGAUGGCGGUGGCGGUGGAGAUGAUGAGCGUGGAGCGCGUGGUGGCGGCCGUGCAGCGCUUCUCCACGUUCUCCGCCUCGCAGGAGCUGCCCUACGGCCUGGAAGACGCCAUGCUCUUCUGGAUCAACAAGGUGAACAUGAAGAUGCGCGAGAUUGUGGAGGCUGAGUGGAAACUGCGACAGAGAUCGGAGUCGCCUGCCCACCACAAGGUAACGGCUCGCCGGAGACGUGCCAGUCGUCGCCAAACACCGUGCGGGAUGGGUACACCCAACGCCGACGCCACUGCCGCCAUCCC
Lethenteron reissneri (Far Eastern brook lamprey) is the source of this 1341-nucleotide messenger RNA. RefSeq names its product calmodulin-regulated spectrin-associated protein 1-like. Gene Ontology annotation, biological process: negative regulation of microtubule depolymerization; cytoplasmic microtubule organization. Gene Ontology annotation, cellular component: microtubule minus-end. NCBI's taxonomy places the organism in Eukaryota, Metazoa, Chordata, Hyperoartia, Petromyzontiformes, Petromyzontidae. The record is from RefSeq and is a predicted model, not a curated record. Gene Ontology annotation, molecular function: microtubule minus-end binding; calmodulin binding.